Symsagittifera roscoffensis is the source of this 1071-nucleotide messenger RNA. RefSeq lists its product as uncharacterized. The record is from RefSeq and is a predicted model, not a curated record. Bases 250 to 891 code for a protein of 213 amino acids. The transcript is spliced from 5 exons. NCBI's taxonomy places the organism in Eukaryota, Metazoa, Xenacoelomorpha, Acoela, Convolutidae.
ACAUUAUCAAUUGUAUGUGAAAAAAUAUUUAAUACCAUUUAAAAAACUGAACAAAUUAAAGCCGUAAUUUGUUGGCAAAUGCUGAAAACCACUUUCAUAAUUUUGCGUCCAGAAACAAAACUUAGUUUAACUUGAUGAAAAAUAUUCGUGCGGCAGAAACCGAACAAGUUUUCUAAAAACUAGGAAGUUAGUUUAAUCAGAAAUUAGUUUCUCUGAUUAAGCCUUUUAUUGAUUUAUUUUCCUCUCAAAAUGAUUCAAAUGUCUUGGAGAGCAGCUCUGCGAGUUUUGAGCUUUGUGGCCUUUGCGUUGAUUGUGCAUCUCAGUUUGGUUGGCGCUGGUGGUCCUUUCCGGGAAGAAUGGGACUACGACUACUGGGAGGGCGACUACGGUCCUUGGGACUACUACAACUUGAACAGAGACUAUGGUCGUCGGCGCUUUGACAACUGGGACAGAGACUAUGGUCGUCGGGGCUAUGGCAGCGGGCGUAAUGGACAAUCAUGGUGCGAUAAGGACUGGGAUUGUCGCUUUCAUAGCAAAGAACAUGUUUGCUGCAGCAACAACAACUGCGCCCAGUUUUGCUCGAUGGAUGUGUUCUGGUUCUUCCUGAUUGUGAUCAUCCUUCCAUGCGUGUGCUGCGGCGCCAUUGUCGCUACUGCAGCUGUCGUCUUCUGCUGCGUCAGGAAGCAAAACAAGAAGACGCAAGAUGCACUGGCGCAAUGGCAGGGAGGUGUCGGUGGGGCUAUGGCCAGAUAUCUUCCAUAUAACGCCGCUUACCCUCAAACCGCUGUAGGGUACGGACAGCCAGCUCCCCCUGGAUACAGCGGUCAGAUGAGGACGACUAAAUCAUCUGAUGAAGAAAAUACAAUGGGCAUGGUGGAUUUGAGAGCCUAAAUGUAAUGAAAGUGUCAGCAAACAGCUUGGAUGGUUCAAUUUAUUGAGAGCAAAUUGGCAAACGAUAACCAUAUACUUAGGCUUCAUUGGCAACAAAUUACUCACAUUUAGUCCUGCAUUUUUUAAAAUGAUGUCAUGGUAAAAAAAAUCAUAGGGAGGUCCCAUGAAAAUAACCGGUUC